Molecule: messenger RNA, 1599 nt
Organism: Uranotaenia lowii
Lineage: Eukaryota; Metazoa; Arthropoda; Insecta; Diptera; Culicidae
Product: cytochrome P450 6a2-like
Exons: 2
Coding region: 73-1545 (490 amino acids)
Molecular function (GO): iron ion binding; monooxygenase activity; oxidoreductase activity, acting on paired donors, with incorporation or reduction of molecular oxygen
Source: RefSeq, a predicted model, not a curated record
AUUGUCUUCAGUAUUAAUCUGACAGUAGUACUCAACGCACUAUUAUUGGUCCAAUCGCUUCGGGAUUGAACCAUGGCAUUUCAACUUUUACUGACGCUUGUUGUUAUAGCAGUAUUGUGUAUUGCCUAUGUGAAGAAAAAGUACAGCUACUGGGCAAACUAUAAUGUUCCGUAUUUGGAGCCGGAGUUUCCGUUUGGAAAUUUUAAAGAAGCUAACCACAUCUCGAUGGCAGAUAUGUCAACGAAACAGUACCGAUUGAUGAAAGAUAAGGGACCUUUCUUCGGAAUGUAUUUCUUCCUUCGACCACUCAUCAUGGUUACCGAUUUGGAUCUCAUAAAGACCAUCUUAAUUAAGGAUUUCAGCUUUUUCCCGGACCGUGGAACGUUUUUCAACCAUAAGGAUGAUCCCAUCAGUGCUCAUCUUUUUGCGGUUGAGGGCAACUACUGGAGAACACUGCGGACCAAAUUAACGCCAACUUUCACUUCCGGAAAGAUGAAACUGAUGUACCCGACUCUAAAAGCAGUGGGUAAUAAUUUUGCCGAUUUUUUGGAACAAGUGGUUGAUCAAGGAAAAGAGUUAGAAGUCAAAGACUGCAUGGCUCGACUAACGGUGGAUAUCAUAGGAAGUUGUGCCUUCGGUAUCGAGUGCAAUAGUUUUAGCGAUCCUGAUAGUCGGUUCCGGAAAUUUGGCACCCAGGUGUUUGACAAACCGAGACAUCGAGGUUUAGUUAGAUUAUUUCUGCGUCUUUUCCCGGAGGUAGGAAGAUCGUUGCGUAUAAAAGCCGUUCAUGAUGAUGCAUCCGAUUUUUUUCGGGGUAUUGUUAAAGAUACUGUAGAAUACCGUCAGCAGAAUGGAAGUACUCGGAAGGAUUUUCUGAACUUACUGUUGGAACUGAAACACAGUGAAGUACCUUUAAGUAUGGACGAAAUCGCUGCACAAUCUUUUAUCUUCUUCAUUGCCGGAUUUGAAACAUCUUCUUCCAAUCAAACGUACUGUCUCUACGAACUCGCAUUGAACCAAGACUGCCAAGAUAAGGCUAGAAAAUGCGUAAAGCAAGCAAUUGAAAAACAUGGAGGCCUAACCUAUGAAGCUGUUUGUGAUAUGGCUUAUUUGGACCAAUGUAUCAAUGAAACACUUCGAUUAUACCCUUCGGUGCCAGUUCUUGAACGAAAAGCUUUCAAAGACUACAAAAUGCCGAACAGCAAAGCCAUCAUUCCAAAGGGCAUGAAAGUUCAAAUCCCUGCCUUCGCCAUUCAUCGUGAUGAAAGUAUUUAUCCGAAUCCGAUGGUGUUUGAUCCAGACAGGUUUUCUCCCGAAGAAGUUGCCAACAGGCAUCCGUGUGCUUUUCUUCCAUUCGGCGAAGGUCCACGGAUAUGUAUUGGCCUCAGGUUUGGAAUGCUGCAAUCUCGAGUGGGACUGGCAACGGUUCUGAACAGCUACAGGGUAACACCGUGCUCUAAAACAACGAUUCCAUUGGAGUAUUCUAGCACUGCUGCAGUUCUUCAGCCAAAAGGAGCUGUGUGGUUGCGCUUUGAACCUCUAUAGAGUAUUCAUCAUGUUUUGGAUUGAUUUUCGGUUUGAUUCUGAAAUAAACCAAAG